GAGUGGCAGAGCAGCUUCCAAUAUACUGUUUUCCAGUUAAGUGUAUCAUCUUAUCAAAUACCCCUUUCUUUAGUUUACUCAUUUUGCGAAAACUAUCAAGAAAUAACAAAAAUAUGAGAGAGAAAUUGAAAAUAUAAAGAGAAAUCAAAAAAUAACAUACAGAAACUAAUAAAUAUUUAAACUAUAAAAAAAUGCAUGACAUAAACAGAAAAAGAAGAGAAUAUGAAUAGCACAUAUUACCAAUAAUAGAAAAAAACAACAAUAUAUAAGUAGAUUAAAAAGAGAGAUAAAAAAAAAAGUUUGAAUUUAAAAAAGAAAUGGAGAGAAUACUCCAUAGUCCAUCCAAUCCUAUUUAUUUACCCCAUUGAACCACGCUAUUAUAAAAGUAUGCCCGGUAAAGCUCAGAAUCAGAGUAAAUCAAAUAGAUUGAUAUCUGUCCAUUGAUACCAUGAAAGUUGCAAAAUAGUGUCCUCACUCAUGAGUUAUGAGUUUAAUGAUAGAUACCCUAAAGACCCCCCACAUAUAGAUAUCAACACUUUCUUUGAGUUUUCGCUACUUUAUUGAAUUUUUGGUCUGGUGGAGACAUAGAGUUCAUAAUAUACAUACAGAUAUUUGAGGGACCAAUGAAAGUGGAGAAUAUUUAUAGUACACCUGGUACACCCAAAACCAUUUUCUCCAAAUGAGCAAAAUGAACGAGUGAGCAAAUGAGCAAAUAUUUCUACUCAUUUAAGAAAAUGAACAAACACUUUUAUUACAAAAUGAGCAAAAUAAGCAAAUGAGUAAAUGAGCAAAAUGCCCAUAUGAGCAAAUUUGGUGUCAAAUGAACACCUGAAGUUCUAAUUUAUUACAAAAAUACCCCGGGUGUACCAUGCUCAUGGUACACCCGGGUGUACCAUGAGUGAACUCAUGAAAGUGCGUAAAGGAGGGGGAGACGGAGACGGAGGAGUAAUGAAAGAUACAUUAUUAGAUAGUUUGCCUUGACAUUUUAUCUUUCUAUAACAGUUCAAAAAAUGUAACCACGAAAAUCUAGUUGUUAAGAAUUAUUCUGAGGUUGUAUAGAAACGAAUACGAUUAGUUGGUAAUAUGGGAAAACAUUCUUCCUAAAGUAAAGGGCACGGACAUGGCAAAAAGUAUAAUAAAAUAAUAUAUAAAUAUGUUUAUGAUAUUUUAAGAAAAUAUACUAAAGACAUUUAUUUUCCUCUGAAUUCAAAUUUCAAUAGUAAUAUUGAUGUUUAUGAACAUGAACUGAUAUUGAUCGCUUCAUUUUCUCUUUUUUUUUAUCACUCACUUCUACAAUUUUGAUUAAGAAAAUUUGUUUUAGGUAAGUAUGCGAGCUAUAAAAGAUUUAAUUAUGGUAUUAACCGUAUUCUACAAGUUUGUUGGGCCUUUGAAGAAUUAAAAUAUGAUAUAUAAUUUGGAGUGUCGAACACCUAUUAAUAUGUGUCUAAUACAUGUUAUUGUCAGACGAGCAGCAGGUGUCAGGUGAUAGUCUAGUGGUAUUGACAUCACCUUCGAUUCCAAGAUUUUGAUUCUAGAUAUCUUGAAAUCGAGCCUCACCCCUUACAAGAAGGGAUCCCCUCCCCCUCCCCCUCCCCCUCCCUCCUUGUAAAGGACUUCCUCAUACAUCAAAAAACAUUUUAUUAUGUGAAUUGUAAAGUUCCUCAAUUGAAUUUAAUUAUAAUUUUGUUGUACUUCAAUUAAGGUGAUUUGUUGGUGUUAUUGUGUUAAUACCUUAAUUGGGGAGGAAAAGUUAAAAAGCAAUUGGGGAGUAGGGGACCAAUUUAAGGGCUAAGGCUUCCAUUUAGCAACUUAAGAAUAUUUUUCUAACUAAACUUCAAUGGAAGCAAGGAAGUUGAUUCACAUUGCUUUAUUCCUCAAAUGCUAUAAAAUACCAAUGAAAACCAAAGUGAAAGACACAAACCAUUCUCAUUAUUUCACUAUUAAACCAACCAAACAAAUAUAGCAAGCUUUGAUACAUAAUAUGGCAAACACCCCUAAUCCAAUGAUAUCCAAACUAUUAGCUCCCCUACAACCUAAGCUUGCAAAACCAUCAUGGGAAUCUGAAAACAGCAACAGCAACAGCAACAUGUUGCCAUCUGAUCAUUUUGGCAAGCCAAUAUUAUUGAGGGGUCCUGAACGAGGCGGCAUCUUCUUGACAUCUGAUGAUAAUGCCCUCGCUAAGCAGAUUGAGCAACUGCAUAAACCUGAUGCUCGUUAUGUUAAUGUUAGGCCUCUUUUCCAUCUUGUCGAGGAAAUCAUCCACCGUGGUUCACCAAAUGUUGAAGGCCCUUCACUGGGUCAGAGGGAGGCAGAAGGAAGACUUACCCUUAAUGGUCUCGAAGAAGUUCCGGAACUGCCACUAAUUGUUGAACGGAUAUCCUCUGAGAUGACAUGCAAGUUACUGAGUGGUAAUGAUGCACACAAUGUCACCCUCUCAGUGUUGAAUAUGUUGCCACAUUUUUCAUGGGAAGCCAAGGUUGUACUCACAUUUGCAGCGUUCGCUUUGACUUAUGGAGAUUUCUGGCUCCUUGUCCAAAUUUACUCUACAAAUCCCCUCGCAAAAUCGAUGGCACUCAUGAAGCGAUUGCCUGCGAUGGUGGAGCAUACGGGAGCCUUCAAAAACAGAUUUGAAGCCACUAAUAAUCUUAUAAGGGCCAUGCUUGAAGCAACUAGGUGCAUUAUUGAGUUUGGAGAGUUACCCACGAUGUAUGUCACAGAUGAAGAUCCUGAAGUUAAGGAUGCAAUGUGUCAUUUCCCUAUCGCUGUUUAUUGGAUCAUCAGAAGUGCUGUUGCUGCUGCAACCCAGAUUACCACCAUGUCAAGCAGGGGAGUCGAAAACAUGUCAGCCACAGCUGAAUCAUGGGAGCUCUCGAACUGGGCUCACAAGCUUAAAACUAUCAGUGAUCAUCUUAGGACCACGUUAUCAAACUUGUAUGAACUCAUAGCGGAGAAGAAGCAGCUUGAUGCUUAUAAUAUGAUCAAGAAAAUCAUCUACCAUACAAUGCAUAUUGACAACAUGAAAGUCCUGAAGACUCUGAUCUACGCUAAUGAUGAUGUACCUCCACUAUAUGAUGGUCCUGUCAAGCGAAGGGUUCACCUGGAUGUGUUGAGGAGGAAAAAUGUGUUGUUACUCAUAUCAGGCCUCGAUAUCACUCAUGAAGAGCUCUACAUUCUUGAGCAAAGCUACACCGAAUCAAAGAUACAAGCAUACGAGAUUGUAUGGAUCCCAAUCAAAGACCCUUCAGUCCAAUGGACAGAUUCCAUGGAAGUUCAACUGGAGACCUUGAAGGCUUCAAUGCCUUGGUACUCUGUCCAUCAUCCUUCAAUCAUCGAUCAUGCAGUCCUGAAGUUUCUAAGAGAUGAUUGGCACUUUAGAGGUAAACCUAUGCUCGUGGUGAUGGAUCCUCAGGGAAGAGUUCUGAGCCCAAAUGCUAUCCACAUGAUGUGGAUCUGGCAAAGCCAUGCUUUUCCAUUCACAAGCUUAAGGGAGGAAGCUCUCUGGGAGCAAGAAACAUGGAGACUCGAGCUUCUUGUUAACGGCAUUGAUCAAAAAAUCCUAGACUGGAUCAGAGAAGAAAAGUACAUUUUCUUGUAUGGAGGUGAUGACCUCGAAUGGAUUCGAAAGUUCACAAAUGAGGCACGUGCUGUAGCACGAGCUCUGCGAGUGCCAAUCGAAAUGGUUUAUGUAGGCAGGAGCCACAACAAGGAGUUGGUGCGUAAAGUUUGUGCAGCUAUUAUAGUUGAACAAUUGAGCCAUUGUUGGCAGGACCCAACCAUGGUCUGGUAUUUCUGGACAAGAAUUGAGAGCAUGAUCUUCUCGAAGUUCCAACUGGAGAAAGUCCACGACCAUGGUGAUAUCAUAUUGCAAGAGAUCCAAAGGCUUCAUAGCCAUGACAAAUCUCAUGGUGGAUGGGCAAUACUAGCCAAAGGAUCAACGAUUGUGGUCCAUGGUCAGGGAAAGCUUGCCCUGACGACCCUUCAGGAGAUGGAGAUAUGGAAGGAGCAUGCUCUACGAGACGGAUUUGAAACAGGAUACGGAAGUCAUUACAGAGAGCUUCACAUGAGAGAAUAUCCAUGUCACAGAAUUGAGUUCCCCUCUAAUGUGAGAAUUCCAAAUAGUAUGCUUUGCCCUGAGUGCCGCCGCCACAUGCAUAGGUACAACUCUUUCAUCUGCUGUCAUGAAGAUUUUAUGACUGAUGCUGCUGCUGAGAUUUCACCUGCUCUGGCUGCUGCUGCUAUUGCUGAUCAAUUUGAGGCUUAAUUCACAGUUCUACAUACAGUUAUUUGCUUUUCUGUUUCUCAUUUCACCAUGACCAUUAGUAGAAUAAUAACCAUAUAAGGACGAGGUACUACAUCUGCCGAAUGUGUUGUGGUAUCUUGUUGCAAGUUGGUUCAAUCUUGUAGUUCCUUUUUCUUCUAUCAUGAUAAGAUGUCUACGGUUUCUAUGUC
Messenger RNA from Beta vulgaris subsp. vulgaris (sugar beet), 4449 nucleotides. Its product is annotated as protein SIEVE ELEMENT OCCLUSION B. The transcript has 7 exons. Gene Ontology annotation, biological process: phloem development. Bases 1982 to 4261 code for a protein of 759 amino acids. The record is from RefSeq and is a predicted model, not a curated record. NCBI's taxonomy places the organism in Eukaryota, Viridiplantae, Streptophyta, Magnoliopsida, Caryophyllales, Amaranthaceae.